Molecule: messenger RNA, 1617 nt
Organism: Naegleria lovaniensis
Lineage: Eukaryota; Heterolobosea; Eutetramitea; Acrasida; Naegleriidae
Exons: 3
Coding region: 1-1617 (538 amino acids)
Molecular function (GO): protein binding
Source: RefSeq, a predicted model, not a curated record
AUGGCUUCACGACGACCGUUUGAUGAUGAGAUGGAUUUGAGUGAUGAAGAAGAGGACUACGAUUAUAAUAACAACCAUAUGGAUCAAGGUGGAAUUACGUUGGCAGAUUUAGAAGAUGACGACGACGAUGAAGAAGAACAAGAUGCGUUUCCGAUGAUUCGAGAUCCAAUACCACUGUUUUUAAAUCAAUUUGUUCCUAAUACGUAUUUGAACAAUAAUAACAUUGCAAUGAGUGAUGAUCAUGCUUCACGUUCAAAGAAUAAUAAUUUUAAUUAUUUCUUGUAUCGAUGCGGAAGUAUUGAUUUAUUUCAAAAGAAAACUGCUCAGCUAGGAUUUCCUUUGAGAAUUAUUCUAUCCUCCAUUGAUCAGAAAAAUUCAGCAACAUACCAAACGAUUAUUAACAACAACAAUCCAUUUACCAACAAAACAUUGGAUACUACCAUGAUCACCAAUGACUUGGAUUCUCCAAUGACUCCAAACACGGCCAAUCUUAGAAAAAGUUUUGAACAAUUACCCUCGGUGUUACUUGAAACAUACAUGCUUCAUUUGAUGCCUAACGGAGUGCAAGAUUUGGAUUACGAUAAUAUGAUAAAAGGGGCAUUAUUGGGAAUUGCUGAAAAGCUCGAUGAACGCGAGAGACGAUUUUCAAAUCUUCUCAUUCCGAUUGUACAUUAUUUUUCGGUUGAAGGCGCAGGACCUGUUUACUUUGGAUGGCAACAAUCGACAUCACACGAAUAUGAGCAUUGCGCAAAGAACACACCAAAUUCUCAACAACAACAACACGAUCCUAGUUUUACAGAAGCACCAACUUUUAAUUUUACUCCAAACAUAUCAACAUUGACAGUUGCGAAUGUGACAGAACAAAAAGAGCCCACGUUAGAAAAUAUUCCCUCGGUUCUUCGCAUCGAAAAGCCAACCAACACAAGGCCAAUCGAAUACUACUUUAAUAAGCGCAUUUGCAUUCAAUUACACCCUUAUUUAUGCUUACAAAUCAUACCCUCUGAGCUCCGAAGAAAAUCAAAUUAUAACAUCAGUCAGAGCAAAUCAAGCAAGUAUGAAGGUUAUUACUUUUAUUGUGAAUAUACAGUGUUGGAUUCUGGUUAUUCGAAUAUGUAUGGAAGUGAUGGAGUGUGCGAGAUUGGUUGUGGAAUGGCUCCAUUCGAAUACAGUGAAGGUAUGGUUGGAUGGUAUCGAAAGAGUGUCGGUUAUCAUUGUGAUUGUGGUCGAGUAUAUGAUAACAUGCCCGAGAAUACAGAUAAUAAUUUUGCAGGCAAAGGAAAUGUUGGAGACACACUUGGCGUUGCAUGGUCCCUUAAAACUGGUGAAAUUACAUUUGUAAAGAAUGGAGUUGUUGUCGAAACACGAAAACGUCAACAAGUAUGGAAGAAAGAUUUUUGGGAGGAUGAUUUUAGACGAUUUUGUCCGACUAUUUCCUUUGAUUACAACAAGAGAAAACUCUAUGUGAACGUUGGUUUGAACCGUGCGCUCUAUCCAUUCAAAUAUUAUCUAUUUAAUACGUAUGAAGAGCAAGAAAUUAUGUUUUCCUAUUUGGAUGUUGAAAGUGAUUCUGCUGAAGGACAAUAUUUUGUUGAUAUUUCAUUCAAGACCUUUUGCUGA